GAAAAGAAACAGACCAGCAUGUCCUAUCCUCAGGGCAACACUGGUCCGGCUAAUGGAUUGAAUUACAAUAUGCCUAACGGAUCUCAAUCCUUAUCAUCCACUCCUCGUGCAACUCGUCCACCCCCCAAAGCUUCACAGAUGUCAUCCUUCGGAAUCUCGAACGGAUCUUCCCGAGGUAGCUUUGGUGGAUACGACGACACGAAUGAGACUAAUCCAUCGCAACAAGAGGAAUACCCACCCCAGAUCUAUCGCGCUGUUUACUCGAAUGUUCCUGUUUACGAGAUGGAAGUCAAAGGAAUUGCGGUUAUGAAGCGAAGGUCGGAUUCAUGGUUAAAUGCAACUCAGAUUCUGAAGGUGGCCGGUAUUGUAAAAGCUCGGCGAACUAAGACACUUGAGAAGGAAAUCACUGCCGGCAAGCACGAAAAGGUUCAAGGCGGCUAUGGAAAGUACCAAGGUACCUGGGUUGGCUACCAAAGAGGUGUUGAUCUAUGCAGAGAAUACAAUGUCGAAGACAUCAUGCGACCUCUGUUGGAAUAUGACAUGACCCCCUCUGGGACUGUCAAAGGAGACUUGGACACACCCACUAAGGAACAAGCAAUGGCAGCACAGCGCAAGCGACUCUAUAGUGGUGUUGAGAGUCGUGGCUCUUCUCAACCUCAGCAGGGAACGUUUUUCCAGAACAUCUCGCGGACUGCCGCCACUGCUGUGACUGCUCUCAGUAAAGCCCGAUUUGAAUCGCCGAGCGCCAACAGCCGACGACCCAGUGUCGCUCGCAAGCCAUCGCAGCAAGGUAGCCAAGAAUCUCAAAUAGCCUUUAGCAGCCAACAGAGCAUGUACAGCAUGUCUGAUAACGGGUUUGCUAGCCAACAACAGCGCUACCUCGCACUUGAUGACCAUGAGGAAAUUACUGAACCACCUCGCAAACGUGUUCGUUCGGCAUCAAACCUUGGCCAACCAAUUGGCCUACCUCAGGAGCAUUCCAACUUGUCUAUGCAUGAACCUACUCCUACGGAGCCGAAUGAUUCAUUUUACCAAGAUAUAGAUAUGCCACCACCUCCGCUAGACGAUGGUCAGAGACGGGGAAUUGUGGCUCUGGCGCCCCCAUCUACACCUGGCAGAUUUUCAAAAAUGCGUCUGCUUUUUACAUUGUUCGCUGACAAAACGACAAAAGAUUUUACCAAUCAUCCGGCUUUUAAGCAAUUGAGUGGAGAGGAUCUUGAGAUUCCGCUUGACGAAUACAGAAACACACCUCUUCAUUGGGCUGCAAUGCUCGCACGGAUUCCGGUAGUCAACAUGCUGUUAGCCCAUGGGGCUUGCAUCGACCGUGUCAAUAGUGCCGGAGAGACUGCUCUACACAAGGCAGUGGGGACUCGUAAUAAUCUUGACUACAGAAGUUUCCCCCGCUUACUCCAGAUUCUGUCACCCACGAUCGAUAUGGUCGACUACAGUGGACGAACCAUUUUGCACCAUAUUGCUGUUAUGGCGGCGACUGGUGGCGGAGGGCAUGUUUCUGCGAAGCAUUAUCUUGAAUGCUUAUUGGAGUUUAUAAUUCGUCAUGGAGGGCGUUCGUCGAGCACCAAUGAAGAUCAAGCUCAGAACGGAUCGCCGGUCCUUUCGUUGGGAAGAUUCAUCUCGGAAAUUGUCAACGUGCGCGACGACCAGGGCGACACCGCCCUAAAUAUCGCCGGACGUGCGCGGUCAAUUCUUGUCCCGCAACUCCUUGAAAUUGGCGCUGAUCCUCACAUCCCUAAUCACACUGGCCUUCGGCCUGCGGACUAUGGAGUUGGCGUCGACAUGGCUGAUGGUACUGCGCAAUCACAGCAAGCCGGAGGUCGGGACGAUACAUUCACCGACCAGCUGGUGAAAUCUAAGAAGGAGAUUCUCCACGCGGCAAUGACUCAAGUGGGCUCGAUGGUUGAAGAGGCACUCUCGGGAAUGGAUCGUGAGUUGACCUCAAGUUUGAAUUCUAAACAAGAGAAGUUUGAUCACUGGCAUGGUAAGAUUCGUGAUUCGGCCAAGGCACGUCAAUCAGAACAAAAGGAGUUAGACGAAUUAAAGCAAAAAUUCUCCGAGCGAGUGGAACUUGACCAACGCCUGAAGAGCCUGCUUCAGGCCCGCGAACGUCUUCUUGGUACCGUUAAAAAUACGUCAGGAGCAGACAUUGACACCCUGAAAGUCGUUGUCAUGGGUGAUGCCGACAAGGCCUCGGGAGUGGACGUGACCGCAUUUCAAGCAUUAUUUAGUGGUACAUUUGAUCCUUCAUCUGGAUUCUCCGAUCAGCAGAUCGCCUUCUUAACCACACUAUCACCCCCGGAUGUUCUCAAGCGUCGGAUCGGACUCUACCAGGAGCUUACUGCCGAGACAACCGCUGAAAUCGCGAGUCUGAAAGCGAAGAACGCAAUUUUGGGUGAGGCCUAUCGCCGAGUGGUAAUGGCAUGCACCAAGUGGAGUGCAGAGGAAGUGGAUAACGCAGCAGAGGGCUUGGCCCGGUGUGUUAAAGAGUUGAAUGACAACCCUGUGCCCGAGGAUGAGGCUUACGAACUCCUUAUGCGCGAUCGAGGUCAAGAUUGGUAG
Molecule: messenger RNA, 2574 nt
Organism: Penicillium taxi
Lineage: Eukaryota; Fungi; Ascomycota; Eurotiomycetes; Eurotiales; Aspergillaceae
Product: putative APSES transcription factor (MbpA)
Exons: 3
Cellular component (GO): SBF transcription complex; MBF transcription complex
Molecular function (GO): transcription coactivator activity; protein binding; DNA binding
Source: RefSeq, a predicted model, not a curated record